ACCCUUCACGCGAUAAUUCACCGUCACACUGUUGAGGGAGGUAAUCAAUCAAUCAACUUCAUCAGCCUCUUGUCAAGGAGCAAUUCGCUUCGUGACCCUGUGUGGCUUAAUUGAUUAUUAGUAGACGUUUAUUGGUUUUUGACGCUGCUGUGAAUCGUUAAUAUGGAUGAAGAUUUAGCUGAAGAUUUUGACUGUCCAAGCCUUCUGUGUGAGGAACUGGAGGAUCUGGAAACAAAGGAUGAUGAAGGAGGGAGGAGGAGAGAACGAGAUGAGGAAGUGUUAAAUCAGAGGGAGGUUGAAGAGUCAGGAGAGGAGACACAGCGAGAAGAGAAGGAGGAAGGGGGGGAGAAAGAAAAGACAGUGUCCGGAAGGGAAGUGGUGGCGACAGAGGGAGAGGAGGAGGAGCAGGUGAAGCCAGAGAGUAGGCUGGAAGUGGAGGAGGAAGCACAGGAGGUGCAGAUGGAAGACAGUGAGAUUGAGAACAACAAGGCGAUAAUGCCUGAUAAGCAACAGAGCAAAGAAACAAAAAGUUUAGAGGAGAAAGACGAGCAGAAAAAGACUAAGAAGAGGCGAGGUAAGAAGCAGAGCGAACGAGUGAGAAACAAGAGAGGAGUGAAAGAAGUUAGUGAGAGGUCUGAGGAGGAAAAGAAGAGUCAGAUACAGGAGGUGUCAGGGAUGAGCUCAGAGGAGAGCUCGGCUCUGUCUGAACCUGCCUUUGGACUGAUGAACAGCUGUGAUUUGUCCGACCCCAUCUACCUGGGGUGUGGGGGGACGGGGUUGUACUGCCCCCCGGUUCCCAUUCCCCUGAUAUACUCCUCACAACCUCCAGUCCCGAUUCAACCUGCACCUCCUCAGGCCCACGGGACAAAAAGGCCUCAUAGCCCCCUUCUGCCUCACAGUCUCCCCCAGCAGGGUCCACAGCCUCUUGAGAUGGAGAUUACCCAGGUCUACUCCACCCGACGCUCCAUUCGCUACAGCAGCAGGGGCCGAGGCCGGGCCCUCAGCUUCCCUCUGCUGUUCGGGGUUAGAGGCUGUGGACAGCCGCCUGCUGCCGCCUGCACCGAAGAAGAAAACACGAACUCUCUACAGCACCGAUCAGUUAGAGCAUUUAGAGGCCCUGUUCCAGGAGGACCACUAUCCUGACGCAGAGAAGAGGAAAGUGAUCGCAGCUUCAGUUGGCGUCACACCUCAGAGAAUCAUGGUCUGGUUUCAGAACCGCAGAGCAAAGUGGAGGAAAGUGGAGCGCUCCAUCACAGCAAAGGUUGAUGACAGAGAGAGUAGAGCUGGAUGC
Molecule: messenger RNA, 1291 nt
Organism: Lates calcarifer (barramundi perch)
Lineage: Eukaryota; Metazoa; Chordata; Actinopteri; Centropomidae
Exons: 5
Coding region: 163-1143 (326 amino acids)
Source: RefSeq, a predicted model, not a curated record